Messenger RNA from Harpia harpyja (harpy eagle), 5900 nucleotides. It is a transcript of the gene ILDR1, whose product is annotated as immunoglobulin like domain containing receptor 1. The coding region runs from base 50 to 1678 and encodes 542 amino acids. The record is from RefSeq and is a predicted model, not a curated record. Gene Ontology annotation, molecular function: high-density lipoprotein particle receptor activity. The transcript is spliced from 8 exons. NCBI's taxonomy places the organism in Eukaryota, Metazoa, Chordata, Aves, Accipitriformes, Accipitridae. Gene Ontology annotation, cellular component: plasma membrane.
GCGGGGUGGCCCGGCCCGACGUCCCCGGGCGGGUGGAGGAGGCCGCGCCAUGGCCCCGCGCGGGCGCUGCCGGUGGGCGCUGCUGCUGGCCUGGCUGCCGGCCGGUUGCCUCUCCCUUCUGGUGACAGUGCAGGAUGUUGAGCGUUAUACCACCUUGUUUGCCACCGUCGUCCUCAAGUGUGACUAUAGCACCUCAGCUCAGCUGCAGGACGUGGUGGUGACCUGGCGCUUCAAAUCCUUCUGCAAGGACCCCAUCUUUGACUACUACUCAGUCUCAUACCAGGCUGGUUUAGCUCUUGGCCAGGACCCAUCUGAUGACUGCAAUGACAGCCAGCGAAAGGUGCGCAUUGUCAUCCAGAAGUAUGGGCAGAAGGAGCCUGUGCUGGGUAUCGACUACCAACAACGAAAGAUCACCAUUCAGAACCGGGCAGACCUUGUCAUCAGUGAGGUCAUGUGGUGGGACCACGGCGUGUACUACUGCACUGUGGAAGCACCAGGAGAUACCUCAGGUGAUGCAGACAAAGAAGUUAAGCUGAUUGUUCUCCACUGGCUCACAGUACUCCUCAUCGUUCUCGGUGGCCUCCUCCUCCUUCUUCUGAUUGGAGUAUGCUGGUGCCAGUGCUGCCCCCAGUAUUGCUGCUGCCACAUCCCAUGUGUCUGCUGCCCAACCCGGUGCUGCUGUAAUGAGGAAGUACUGAAACGGCAUCGGUUCAUGAAGCAGGCUCAGGCACUUGCACCUUGGAUGUCACCCAACAUGUUCUACGGAGGUGGCGACAGGAACUCGCAACUUUCCUCUUACCAGCUGAACCCUCUACUGCAACAAGAUGUGUCUCUGCAGAACAGUCUUCCACUGGUGCAGCCACAAGCUCAGCUUUCCCCUAACAAGGGUGUUUUGGACUAUCUGGAGUCUGAAAUCCAAAACAUUAACGUGUCACAGCUCCGGCCACCUUCCCACCAGCAGCAGGCUGUGCAGCCCAGCUUGCUGUCCUCCCUGAGCUCUGAGAUCAUGCCACCUCCUCUCACUGAUCAUGUCUCUUCCAUCCACUGGAGCAGCAACUCCUCACGGCCACAGAGAGCUGCCCAUACCCCCAGACCCUGGGACUCUGCAGCAGAGGACAGGAGGGAAAACCGGAGGUGGCCCUUGCCUUCCAGUGGGGAUUCUCAUUCCAGCUACAAUCGGGAGCCCUGGGACAGGCAGCAAGAGAACCAUCCUCAGAGGCAGAGGACAGGCGGCUACAAUGGCAGGCCCCAGCACUCCAGACGGGAUGUGUCACCCCCACGCCAGGCUGAGAGGGGCAAGAGCAGCAGCAGCAGCUGCAGUUUCUAUCCAGAGGAGGCCAAGGAGCGCUCCAGCCGCCACCAUCGUGGCUGGAGACAGGAGCCCACAGGGAGGCGAGACUACCAGCACCACACCGGGAGGAGCAAUAACUCAGGUCAGCGGCGGCACAGCUACUCUCCCCCUUCUCGCAGGGGGUCAUGGAGCUCCUCAGAAGAGCAAGUCCGUCUCCCAGCGACAAAUCGCAGGCUGCGGCACAGGUCUCGGGAAUGGCCAGAAGAUAAACCCCCCAGUUACCGCUCAUUAGAAAUCAUCCCAGGUCAGGACAAGAAGCACAAAGGUAGUGCAGGGCCACGCUCGGACAGAGGAAGUUCCCACAGUGGAAGAAGCAUAGUCAUUUAAUGCCAGUACUGAAAAAACUAAGAUUCCCACUGGACUCCUCUUAGCUUUUCUACUAUGUAGGUUGGGAUGGCUGCUUUUGAUUGAACAGACAACCAGCAAAAAACCAGAUGAAGCAGCUUCCCCUUAGACUUACAACUCUGAAGAAUCUAUGUCUAGUGCACAUGAAAGCAAUACAUAACCCAUUUUUAUUCUUGCUGUGAUCUGGAAACUUAGGUUUGCAAUGGUCUGUGGUCCAUUCAAAACAUUCUAUUGGAAACAGCAGAUUUUUUCAGUAAAUGGUAUAUUCCCAAUCUUUAAAGAGAGAUAUCAGUUGUCUUUGUUAGGUCCCCUGGCACUGUGAGAAGCCCAGUCCACAGAAUGCUCAUCCUUUGCACACCAGUUACUGGAGAAGGGCUCCAAUGAUCACAGAGUUGUAAAGUCACAGGACAGUAGAAUAAUUUAGGUUGGAAGAGGCCUCUGGAGGUCCUCUGAUCCGGUCCUCUGGGAGUUCGGUGAAGGGAGGCACAGCAUCUCCUUUCUAAGGCACCUCUGUUGUGCUUCAGAAUGUGUAAUGUUUGCUGCUUCUGCCUGGCUGCUCAGCAUAGUUGGGCAGUUGCUUCCCUUUGUCCCCAGUAAGCCUCUCUCCCAAAAAGAAGGAUCACAGUGUUGGAAGGAUGUUUGACUGCCUGAAUAAGGGCUCACUAGCACAUCUGCAAAUUGCCAGCUUAUCUUCCCUAUACUGACUGAAACAACCUGCCCUACUUUACGCUUAGACCUUAGUGCCUUACAAGAUACUUGUUCUAGCCUUUAACUCAGACUUGAAUUUAUCUGUAAACUUAAAGGGCUAAAUUUACCAAGGUUUGGCUGUCCCUACAGGGACUGAGCAAGGUAUGACUACUGUCCCUCACACUAUGGACCAGAAUUUCCUUCAACUCUAGGAAGCGUGGCUUUGGUGGACAUAUCUUUUCUAAGCUGUGUACUCUUUUCCAUGCAUUUUAUAUGCUCCAUUUGCUCUCUGUGCCAUGUAUCAUAUACAUGGGAUGGGAUAAAGGGCUCUGAAGAAGUCUUACAGUCACCAUUUUUACUAUUGUUCUUGAUCUUUACCGUGACACUUAUACCAACUCUGCAUAUGUGGUGCAUCUGAUCUGUAGCUAGAUUGCAGGGUUUUCUCAUCUCUCACCUUGCAACUAGAACACAGAAUUUCUCUAUGCUCCGAGACCAGUUGUGAAGGAGAAGAACUUGGCAUUUCUCCUUGAUGUGAUUCAUCCACUGUUUUCAUUUAAAAUGUGCUGGAGAAAGAGAGGUUCUCUGGAUGCUGGCUGCUUCAAUGGAAAACUGGCUUGCCGAAGGCACUUCUUGGAUUCAAGAGACUCAACUGUUGGCAAGGAGCUUUUGGAGCAUCUUGUUAAUUAUUUUGUAACCCAGAGGUACUAGAGAUUGGCCAGUAUCAAUGACUGUAUUGCCUAGCUUAUUUCCCAGCCAGUGCCACAUGGACACUUGCUACUAUUUGUUCUUUAAUGUCCUAAUUACUGAUGUGCUUAUGCUUUCUCUUGGAAGACUGGCUUGGAGAGGCUUUCACUUGCAAACCUCCUUUUUUUUCUUUUCUUUGGACAAUGAUGGGAAACAUCACGCUUGGAGCAAAUGCUCCUAGCUGGAUAUCCAAUGCAGUUGCUGGUCAAGCAAAGGCUACUACAGAGAGUGCUCGUUUUCCUACAGUUUCUUGGCUGACAGUGCUUAUUUCUAAUUCCUGUGUAUGGAGAUAAAGCAGGAGGAACCACUAGCUUCUCUGGUUGACUUUGUUUCAGAAACGGAGGCCUACUUUUUGAAGACAGAGGGGCUGUUUGCCAGGAUUUGAUGGCUAGCACAAGAAAGAGCUAAAAGAGCAAAAAGACUAACUCCAAAGUUUGAAUUCAAGAAAGGAACGCUGUGUUAAGCGUGGUCCUUGUCUACAUUAGAUGCAAACUGUGAAUAAUGUGAACUGACCCAUGAGUUACAUCUGAAAUAUAGGGAAUUAAGUGUGUUCACAGAACUUGCAAAGCCAGUAUCGCUCUUGAAUCUGGUUCUCAGCCACUGGCUGUGAAUCAUUUUUAUUCUUAUUUAAUGACAUGAGGAUUUUAUGCACCCUCUCUUCUAUGAUGGGCUAGUAUUUUUAUUAGUUAAGAGGAGUUUAUGAUGACUGCAAUGACAGAAAACAAUGGGGCUCCUUCUUCCGAAACUAGCAUCCUGUUUUGACUUUAGCAUUGCCCUCUGGUGACUUUUAGCAGAUACCCAGGGCCCUGCAGAUUCUACCCUUGGAAGCUGAAUUGGUGGCUUGGAAUUUGACUCUCUCCUUAUGCUUCCAAUAGGUCCAUAUAUCAUGCAGGACAACUUCUUCCUGUCAUCUCAACCCAGCCCAAAUGUCCAGGUUUCAGGGAAGGGCUGCCCAUUUCUCCAACAAGAGUAGAGGCUAUGGAGACAUCAGGUGAGAUCCCAAGAUGGUACGAUGGGAAAGAGUUGACUUUCCUUUGCAUUCAAGUGUGUAUAAGCCAACAUGUGUCCAGCAAGUUUUCCCAAGAGCAAGAACCCCCUCACACAGCAAGAAAACCCAGAUGACUGUGUAACAGUAGCAGCUGUUGAAGCUUGCUGCUGUAGUAUGAGCGCACUAACUGUACAGAUUGUGCUUUUUUAUCUAAAUCCUAUGAAGGAGCCCCCCAUCUUUAUUUCUUCCUCUAGUCCCCAUAAUUGAGCUAGGGUGACUAAUUGUAGAUUGUGUGAACACAUUUGUGCUGUAUGAAGUCUGAAGAGUUUUAUCUUUAUCAUACUUGAGCUCCUGUUCAGUCACUUUGUUCAUAUUUAUAGAAACAUUAAACAAAACUCUUCAGGGACAAUUGAUUGUAUCUCACUCUUAAUUGUGUAACUUCUUAAAUUGUGACAGAAGUAGAUUAGGUUAUCCAGCAGGGAAGCAGAAAUGGCACCAGGUUUACUGGUCCACAGACCACUGCGGUUCAUAAAACACUAGUUGGUGGGCCGUGAAAUAAUGCAAAGGAAAUCUAUAUAUGCAUGCUUUACAACUGCAAGCAGACAGAAAAGUGGGAAGGAAAUAGUCUCUGCUUUGAGUGCUUAUUUCUAUUUUUAAUUGGCUAUAAAUGAAAGCCAUUGUGACAACACUACACAAUACUAUGUGGACUCUUUUUUCCAGUAAGAUUACAGGGUCUUUGACUUUUUAAAAGAGAGAGAGAAUUGAGCAGCUCAAAUACUGCACACUGAAAGAAAUAACGGUAGGAAAUAGCCUAGCCUUGUUCUUUCUAUGUUGCAAUUUAUUCAUGCUUAAUUUUUCAGCCAUUCCAAAGAGCUGAUGUUCGUAUGUCAGCCCAUUUGUGAUGAAAAAAGUUGAAUAUGUUUCACAUAUGGGAGUUACUGCCAUUCUAGACUUCUGUUCUUCCUGCCACGCAGUUGAAGGAAUAUACCUUACCCCCAAGAAUGAAUUUUCUGUCUCAGAUAAAGUGCCUUGACAGCCACUGGAGUUACCCUAAUUUAAAAUAAUAAUGUAAUGAGUAAGUGACCACGCCACAUGGGGCAGAUAAGGAUGUCCAUGCUGCUCCUGUCAGCUGUUUUCCACCUCAGACCAGAGAUUCAUAAGAGAUAUAAAAAAUAAUGUAAUUUUUCUUUGAUUAAGAAAGGACUUGGAGUAUCUGGGUUUCUUGCUUAUUUGCAGAGUGCCCUGCUAUGCCGGAAUGCCGUUCCAGGAAUGGAGGGCAAGGGCUGCUUCUUGUGCAAUCAUUGAUCUGGUCUUGGCAAGUGCCUGUUUGGCAGCAGAAAGUGCUGAAAUGCCCAGUUGCUAUCUCUGGGAUUGUAUUCGUGAUAGCACUAGCUAAAGUUAGCCUAACUUCAGGCAGGGGGAAGUUACCUUGUGUGAUAACAACCACAAUGCAAAGCUUUUCAGCAGUAUGUAUUACUACAUAGGGUAGCUAAGUCCCCUCUGUGUUACUACCUCCAGCAGCACAUCAGUUUAAAACACCCACUUAAUAAGGUUAGAGCCUUCCAUUUGUUGACCUGACAUAGGAGAAAGAUGACACUUGAGGUUACAUUAAAUUAACCCCCACAAGUAAUGAGUGUUCGUUGCUAUUUCAGCAAAGUUUAAUGCCUAUAACGUGCCUUGUGCUGGUCUUCUGAAUAUCAUUCCAGCUGUAAAAGCAGAUGGUAAAUGUGCAGAUUCUCUUCAAUGACUGUCAAAUGUUUAAUUAAAAUACAAGAGAACUUUCAA